UCCGUCCUGCAGAUCUAUCCCGGACAGAACACAUUUUGGAUAACCUUUUAUAUUAUGGGGAUUUAUUGCGCUUCGACGAUUAAAAGAUUGGAUCACCACUGAAAGAACAUCUGCGUUACGCGCUAGUUAAUCCCGUAACCGUUUUACGCGUGAAGUGAUCGUCGCCUGCGGGAGGAUGAAGGUGACUCUCGGCUCUCUGGUGAUCACAGCCGGGAUCUGCGGGCUGCUGAGCUUCGCAUUCCUGGCCACUUCCCUCGGAACGCAGUACUGGUACAUCAUAGAGAUGAAUCCCACGAAUGUGAGUGACUUUGAGGACAUGAGCUCCCACUCGGGACUGUGGAGCAUCAACGAAGGUGAGAAGAACGUAGACUCCAUUGACUCUUUCACAGCUGACGAGUCCAGAUACUCUGAGACUGAGCUGCACAUGCUGAGUAUGCACGGUGCCAUCGUGGUGGUGCUCCCCAUCAGCCUGGUGCUGCUGCUUUUCGGGGCGAUCUGUGGGCUGGUCAGCUCUCUAGCCCAGAGCCCCCUCCUCCUCACCGGCACCGCCGCCUACUUCUUCAUCUGCA
Messenger RNA from Notothenia coriiceps (black rockcod), 569 nucleotides. Its product is annotated as transmembrane protein 235-like. The annotation marks the transcript as partial. Gene Ontology annotation, cellular component: apical plasma membrane. NCBI's taxonomy places the organism in Eukaryota, Metazoa, Chordata, Actinopteri, Perciformes, Nototheniidae. The transcript has 3 exons. The record is from RefSeq and is a predicted model, not a curated record.